Messenger RNA from Ilex paraguariensis (yerba mate), 3505 nucleotides. The record is from the annotation of a GenBank genome assembly. NCBI's taxonomy places the organism in Eukaryota, Viridiplantae, Streptophyta, Magnoliopsida, Aquifoliales, Aquifoliaceae.
GGACACUUUUCUUUGAAACUGGCUGAAAAUCACGUGAUCUCCCUCCUUUCCCCAUGUUCCAUUAAUUUUUCUUUUAAACUACCAUUACCAUAACUACUCUCUCUUUCACUCUCUCACGCACUCUCUUGUUCCUUGCUGCUGUUAUUCUUCAUACAUCUGCAUACACCCCACUGUGGGUGGUUUCACUCUCAGAUCUGUCUCCGCCGGGCAAGGAAAAUGGGUUUGAUAUCCCGGAAAAUAUUCCCAGCAUGUGAGAGCAUGUGCGUAUGCUGCCCUGCACUGAGGUCACGAUCCCGACAACCCGUUAAGCGCUACAAGAAACUGCUCGCUGACAUCUUCCCCAAAUCCCCUGAUGGCGCUCCAAGUGAACGGAGAAUUGUGAAGCUAUGUGAAUAUGCUGCAAAAAACCCUUUUCGAAUCCCAAAGAUUGCAAAAUAUCUUGAAGAAAGAUGCUACAAAGAGCUUCGAUCUGAGCACAUUAAAGUCGUCAAUAUUGUUGCAGAGGUUUACAUUAAAUUGUUAUGCAUGUGCAAGGAGCAAAUGGCUUGUUUUGCUGUUCAUCUACUGAAUGUAGUGGUGGAGCUGUUGGAUAAUUCUAAGCGAGAUGCUGUCCGGAUAAUUGGAUGCCAAACUUUGACUAGGUUCAUUUAUACUCAGGUAGACGGAACCUACUUGUUUAAUAUAGAAAACUUAGUUCUAAAAGUAUGCACACUAGCUCGUGAGGCUGGGGAAGAGCAUCAAAAGCGCUGCUUGAGGGCAUCAAGCUUGCAGUGCCUUUCAUCCAUGGUGUGGUUCAUGGCUGAGUUUUCUCAUGUUUUUGACGAUUUUGACGAGAUUGUACAUGUGACUUUAGAUAAUUAUGAACGAGGCACACAUAGUGAGGAAGAUGAUGAAAGAGGGGACGCACAUCAUAAUUGGGUAGAUGAAGUAGUCAGAUGUGAAGGAAGAGGUGGUGUUGGUAGUGAAAUUAGUCCUAGUUGCAUGAUCAUCCGACCACAACCAGAAAAGAAAGAUCCUACUAUUUUAACAAGAGAAGAGGUUGAGGCACCAGAAGUAUGGGCUCAAAUAUGUAUACAAAGGAUGGUUGAAUUGGCCAAGGAGAGUACAACAAUGCAUCGGGUAUUGGAUCCAAUGUUUGUCUACUUUGACACUCGGCGGCAUUGGGUUCCUCGGCAUGGGUUAGCCUUCAUUGUUCUAUCUGAUAUGUCAUACUUUAUUGAGAGUCCAGGGAAUCAACAAUCAAUUUUGGCUGCUGUUGUUCGUCAUUUGGACCACAAAAAUGUUUCACAUGAUCCUCAAAUUAAAUCACUUGUCCUUCAAACUGCAAGUGGUUUGGCUCGACAGGUUAGAUCUGGAGCUGUGCUCUCAGAUAGUGGAUUUGUCAGUGACCUUUGCAGGCAUUUGAGGAAGAGCCUUCAAGCAACAGGAGAAUCAGUUGAACAGCAAGAGUUAAAUUUCAACAUUACACUCCGAAAUUCGAUUGAAGAUUGCCUACUAGAAAUCGCUAGAGGGAUUUGUGAUCGUGGGCCACUAUUUGAUAUGAUGGCGAGAACACUGGAGAAGCUUCCAGCUGUUAAAGUUGUUGCUAGGGCAACCAUUGGAUCAUUGAUCAUUCUUGCUCAUAUGAUUUCACUGGCAUCUGUCUCUUCACAGUCACUGCAGGUGUUUCCAGAUGCACUUCUUGUUCAGCUUUUGAAAGUAAUGUUGCAUCCAGAUGUUGAAGUACGAGUUGGAGCACACCAGAUAUUUUCUGUACUUCUUAUCCCAUGUUCUAGUUGUUCAAGACGUGAUGUUUCGAACCAUACAAGGAGUUGGCAUUCCAAUACCACAUCUGUGUUUGCUUCAAUUACUGCUUUACUUGAGAAGCUUCGGAGGGAAAAGGAUGGAAAUGAAGUAGCAAAGCAUGGAAUUAAUGUUCAUGAUAAUUUUAAGGGAGUGGAAAAUGCUGAAGAAGAAUGGAAGCAGGGGAGGGCCCACAAGAAUUCCCCUAAUUUCCAAAAAAUUAGUUCUAUCAUUGACAGGACUGCUGGAUCAACUAGCACAGCUGAGGCUGAACCAUCUAUUAUGAAAUUUAGUGAAGACCAAAUGGCCCAGCUGUUGUCUGCCUUCUGGUUACAAGCCAAUCUUCCAGAUAAUCUACCUUCAAACGUUGAAGCUAUAGCUCAUUCUUUCUGUUUAACACUUGUGUCAUCACGGCUUAGGAACCCCAAUGACAUCCUGGUGGUACGCUUCUUUCAGCUUCCCCUGUCACUAAGGAAGAUGUCCUUGGACUCUAACCAAGGAAUGUUGCCUCCAGCUUAUCAGAGAUCACUACUUAUCUUAUCAACCUCAAUGUUGAUGUUUGCUGCAAAAAUGUAUCAGAUUCCUGAUGUGAAUGAUUUACUCAAGUCAUUAUUUAAUUGUGAUGUUGAUCCCUAUGUGGGCAUCAGUGACGACUUCCAAGUUUAUGCAAAGCUUCAGGCGGAUGUGAGAGAAUAUGGUUCGACCACUGAUAAUGAAGCAGCUGCAUCCUUGUUGUUUGAGUUACAGAAUAGGAUAUAUGAAUCUGAAAAGAUCACACUAGAGAUCUUGGUUCGGAAUCUAUCAAGCAUUACUGAGCUGGAGACAGAUGACCUAAUGAAGCACAUGUCAGAAACAUUCACACCUGAUGAUGCAUUUGUGUAUGGUCCACAUUCAAUGCUUGACUCGGAUCACGUACAGGCAUCUGCAUUCUCCAAGGAAUCUUCUUUUGAUGGGGAUUUCCCUACUAAUUCAUUUGAGGAUGAUGUGACCAGUGAAUCAUCUGUUGUUGACCUCUCCCGCUUUAUUCCCAGAAUACCUCCAUCCCCAACCCCUUCCAUGUCUCACAUUGUUAGCAUUGGGCAGCUUUUGGAAUCAGCACUCGAGGUGGCUGGUCAAGUGGCUGGAACAUCUGUCUCAACUUCACCCCUUCCGUACAGUGCCAUGGCUAGCCAGUGUGAAGCUCUUGGCGCAUAUUCAAGAAAGAAGCUCUCUAGUUGGUUGAACCAUGAAUCCCACCACACAAAAGGUGCUGAUAUUCUGUUUCCGGCAUUCCCUGAAGAUGGACGGUCAACCAUCAAGAAGAUUGCCGGUGAAGGUGAAUCUGUCCAAGGAGCUUUGCUGCCAAUGGACCCAUGGCUGGCUCUCAGGUUGCCUCCUGCAAGCCCUUUUGACAACUUCCUCAGAGCAGCCCGGGGUUAGAACUGGCUUUAAGCGGUCUCCAUCUGAAUUUCCUAACUUAUUUCUUCGGCUAUGUGAGUAUGUUACCUAACUUGUAAAGGUGUAGACAGUGAUUAGGAUGUCUAGCUCGGUAUCUGCUUUAACCAAACAUCUAAGGGCCUCUGUACCCGGCCAUUCGUUGUAUCCACUAUUUGCACUGUACUAGUAGCUAGUUAUAGAUCUUGUGUUCUAUGCCCGGUUGUAUUCUUGUAUGCACUUCUGUCUUUCCACUACUUUUGGCAUUCACGGGGCUAAAAUGUAAGUCUCUCACUCUCUCUCUCUCUCU